CCGAAGCAGACGUGUGCAGACGUUGUUCUAAUUCUGGUCUACAAUCGGUGUUUGCUCUCUCUGUUAUUGCCUGACAGCGAGCAGGCCUGCUACGGAAGGAGGAGGAGAAGGUAAUUGCCUGGAUGCCAGCAGUAGAGUGCAGUACCUUUUGGAGCAAAGGAAUAAUCGACAUCGAAUUUCUGCAUGUCAGUCUAAAGCUGAGAUUGCCUAAGCUCGAGUUUUCCCGACUUGCUGGGCCCGCCUCCAGCCCUGCGCUUCCAAAGGGGUGUGGUUUUUGCUGGGAAAAUGGCCGACCACGGCAGAAAGGAGUGCCAGGAUGUAGAAAUAUAGCGCCCGGCGGUGUCAGCAGAGUCCAGAGAACUGGGGGCGUCUGUUUCUGUGGGUCUUGCCCCUGAAGACCAGUCCAAACGGAGGAGCAGGGGAAGGAGGAAAAAUUUCCUGAAUCAAAUCUGCAAGAGUCUGGAAAAGCGGAAGGGACUACUUGGAUGUAAGGGUGACCCUGUGACCCUGACUCAGGACGUCUGGAAGGGUAAAGAUCAUAGGUCUCCCUGUAUCUGCUGUGUUAGCUGCUCCUACCUACAAGAGCUGAAGACUUUGCCCUGACUUGAGAGUACUCUGGACCAGAGCAAGCCAGCUUUGUGUCCAGGUUAAGGGAUUCACUCCGGCUGUACCAUGGGCCGCACUCGCGAAGCUGGAUGUGUGGCUGCCGGCAUGGUCAUCGGGGCUGGUGCCUGCUACUGUGUAUACAGACUGACCUGGGGAAAAGAUGAGAAUGAUAAACUGUGGGACGAGGAAGAAGAUGAGGAAGAGGAGGAGGAAGAGGAGGGAGAGUCUUGUAGUGACAAACCAGAGACUGGGGGCAAAACUGAGAAAGGAGUUAAGACUAGUGCUGGGGUGGGGGCAGGAGUCAAACCUCAGGAUGACUCAACGGCCAAGGCUGAUGAUGUAAAGGAGAGCGGUCCGGGUGUAAAGAUCGAAGCACACCCAGAAUCCCAGGGUGGAGGUGGCCUAGAAGCUAAGGCUAAGGCCCUUUUCAAGAUCCUAAAGGAACAGGCGAGUGCAAAGGCAGGCAGAGGGAUCAGGUUUGCUAACAUCUCUGGGACCAGGACCCUAGCAUCGAGUUUGCCUUGCCCUGGAGGCAGGGGUGGAGGCUGCCACCCAGGCAGAAGUGGAGCUAGGGCUAGGAACAGGACAAGUGGAAAAGCCAAGAGAAAGAAUCGCAGUAAGAGCAACAAGGCUCCAGCCACAGCGUGGCCUGUACGCAGGGGCAAGUUCAACUUCCCCUAUAAAAUUGAUGAUAUUCUGAGUGCCCCUGACCUCCAAAAGGUCCUUAACAUCUUGGAGAGAACAAAUGACCCUUUUACUCAGGAGGUGGCCUUGGUCACACUGGGUAACAAUGCGGCAUAUUCAUUUAAUCAAAAUGCCAUACGGGAAUUGGGUGGUGUCCCAAUUAUUGCAAAACUGAUAAAAACGAGAGAUCCCAUUAUUAGGGAAAAGACUUACAAUGCCCUUAAUAACUUGAGUGUUAAUUCUGAAAAUCAGGGCAAGAUUAAAACUUACAUCAGUCAAGUGUGUGACGAUACCAUGAUCUGUCGCUUGGACUCAGCUGUGCAGAUGGCUGGAUUAAGACUGUUAACCAACAUGACUGUGACGAAUCAUUACCAACAUUUGCUUUCCUAUUCCUUUCCAGACUUUUUUGCUUUGUUAUUCCUGGGAAAUCACUUCACCAAGAUACAAACUAUGAAACUGAUUAUAAACUUCACUGAAAAUCCAGCCAUGACAAGAGAGCUGGUCAGUUGUAAAGUCCCAUCAGAGUUGAUUUCCCUCUUUAAUAAAGAGUGGGAUAGAGAAAUUCUUCUUAACAUUCUUACCCUUUUUGAAAAUAUAAAUGACAACAUCAAAAGUGAAGGACUUGCAUCAUCCAGGAAAGAAUUCAGCAGGAGCUCACUGUUUUUUCUAUUCAAAGAAUCUGGAGUAUGUGUUAAAAAAAUCAAAGCGUUAGCAAAUCAUAAGGAUCUGGUGGUCAAGGUGAAAGUUCUGAAAGUCUUAACCAAACUGUAAUGUACAAUCUGUUCCAAGCAACACUGAAGCAAUUAAGUUUGUACGUGGGAACAAUGUGUUUCAUAAAUUCUUUAGUUUCCAUUACACUUGUGUGGCAAAGAGAUCCCUUGAGCUGCUAUUUAGGAAUAAUGAACAUCACAGAUUAUCAAUAGCCGUUGAUGCUGGCUUUAGACUGAGUCAUUUUAAAUAUGCCAAAUAUUAGAGCUUGCACAAAGACAGCAUUUAUCAAUUCAACUUUGCUACCUAGGAUGAGAUAUUUUUAUUGCUUACCUAAACCCACAGUGAAGUAACUAUAUGUCUUAAAUAAGCUAUACUUUUCUAUUGAUUUGAAUUUGUCCAUUUAACAGUUGUACUUUAUCAAUAAAGUUAAGUUUAAGCAGUA
This is a messenger RNA of Mesocricetus auratus (golden hamster), 2443 nucleotides long. It is a transcript of the gene Armcx1, whose product is annotated as armadillo repeat containing X-linked 1. Lineage: Eukaryota; Metazoa; Chordata; Mammalia; Rodentia; Cricetidae. The transcript has 6 exons. Gene Ontology annotation, cellular component: mitochondrion. The record is from RefSeq and is a predicted model, not a curated record. Gene Ontology annotation, molecular function: protein binding. The coding region runs from base 673 to 2061 and encodes 462 amino acids.